CGCGCUCACUUCCGCGUCCCGCCGCCCUCCGGCCCGCGCGCGCCCCGCCGCCGCCGCCAUCGGACAAUAGGCCGCCCGCCGCGGCCGCCGUGGACUUCCUGCUCGGCCCGGGCCGGCCGGUGCGCCCCUCUCCGCGCCCCUUUCCGCGCUGGACGGGGAGCCGCGAGCACCCGGCGCUCGGGACGUGCCUGCGCCCCCGGCCGCCGCGCCUGUGCCGCGUCGGGUCCGGCGGCCUCCACCCUCCCCCGCCGAGCCGGCCCCACGCAGCCCCGUCCAGAGGCUGCUCUCGUCGUCCCGUUUCGGACUUUGGUUGCUUACGGAGGGGAUUUGUCUUUUUCUGUUUCUUCUUCCUUUUACGCUUUGCAAAAGAGAAAAGAACGCGCGGCAAGCGGGGCCGGUGAAGCGCCACCAGCUGCCCCCACGUGGACACCUCUGAGGGGAAAGGGAGUUGGAAGCAAACUUGGGCCAGCCGGCCUUGAGGCCUCCACUCCGGCCGGACUCCCAGGCCUGAGGCCAUGACUCUCCGGCUCCGCAGGUGGAAGGCUUUACCUGUCCUGGGCUGGACCUGAGCCCCCGCCCGGCGUCAGCAACCUGCGCACCUCCCCCCCUCCCCCCGCAGCCGCAUACCGGCCACCUGGGCUAGCCUCUGACUCCCGCCUGCGACAUGGACAAGUACGGCGACCUGGGCCUGGAGGCCAGUAAAUUCAUUGAGGACCUGAACAUGUACGAGGCCUCCAAGGACGGACUCUUCCGAGUGGACAAGGGAGCGGGCAACAACCCCGAGUUUGAGGAAACGCGCAGGGUGUUUGCCACCAAGAUGGCCAAGAUCCACCUCCAGCAGCAGCAGCAGCAGCUCCUGCAGGAGGACGCCUUGCCCAGGGGGAGCCGAGCCCCGGCCAACGGCGGGGGCCCCCCCGGCCCACAGGUCCGCCGGGACGCUGGUGUGGGCAGCAAGCUGACCUCGCACGGGGCUGCCAAGCCCCCUCUCGCUGCCUCAACAGCGGGUCCUGGGACAGCCACCACGGUCGCCUCUGGGCAGCCCUCGUACCCACCCCAGGACCAGAGGGCCAGGCCGUACGUCCGUGGCACAAGCCUCGGCAGCCAGGACUGUGGCUCCAAGGAGAGCGUGGCACGCUGGGAGAUGUCUGCCUUCCGCCAGCCGGGCCCCUGCGAGGAUCCUUCCUGCCUCACCCACGGAGACUAUUAUGACAACCUCUCUUUGGGAAGCCCGAAGUGGGCUGAUGAACCGGGAGUGUCCCCCGGCAUCAGGGGGGGCGUAGGCAGUGGGUGGCCUGGCACCCCAGGGAUUGAUGCACCGCUGCCCAACCCCCCCGGGGACCCUUCCCUGUACCAGCCUCAGCUGUCCCCGAGCUCCAGCAAGUCAUCGGAGAGUGGCCAGGAUGGUGGUGGCGGCGGUGGCCGCAGCGGUGAGAAGCCAGCCGGGCUUUGGACUACCGCCUCUUCCCAGCGGGUGAGCCCUGGCCUUUCUCCCCCAGGCCCAGAGAACGGGGCCUUCCUGGGGCCCGCUCAGCCCAGGACCCCUUCUUUCUUAGCACCCCCGGCCCAGAGCUGCCCCAGCCAGGGAGCUCUUCCCAGAACAAACUUGGGGGUGGGGAGCGAGGUUUCAGGCACCAUGCCCAAACCCACGAUGGACCCUCAAGCCUGGUUCCAAGAUGGACCCAAGUCUUACCUUCCUAGUUCUGCCCCAUCAUCCUCAGCAGCCAGCACGGACAGUUUGCCGUCGGGGGCGGCCCCUGGACCCAAGCCCGUCUGCACAGACUCUGGCAUUGGUCCCAAGCUCAGCGCCACCAGCCUUGUCCAUCCAGGGAUGUCCACCCCGCCUGAGUUACCCUGUAAAGAAGGCCCCACUGGCUGGUCAUCGGACGGCAGCCUGGGGCCUGGGCUCCCGGAGAGCCCCAGCUCCCCCAGGGUGAGGCUGCCCUGCCAGACCGUCAUCCCAGGCCCCGAGCUUGGGCCCUCGGCCGCCGAACUGAAGUUAGAAGCCCUCACUCAACGUCUGGAGCGUGAGAUGGGUGCUCACCCAAAGGCCGACUACUUUGGAGCCUGCGUGAAAUGCAGCAAAGGGGUGUUCGGGGCCGGCCAGGCCUGCCAGGCUAUGGGGAACCUCUACCACGAUGCAUGCUUCACCUGCGCGGCCUGCAGCCGGAAGCUGAGAGGAAAAGCCUUUUAUUUCGUCAACGGCAAAGUGUUUUGUGAGGAAGAUUUCCUGUACUCCGGGUUCCAGCAAUCUGCCGACAGGUGUUUUCUGUGUGGCCAUCUGAUCAUGGACAUGAUCCUGCAGGCCCUCGGGAAGUCCUACCACCCCGGCUGCUUCCGCUGCGUCAUCUGCAACGAGUGUUUGGACGGGGUGCCCUUCACCGUGGACUCCGAGAACAAGAUCUACUGUGUCCGAGACUACCACAAGGUGCUGGCCCCCAAGUGCGCAGCCUGUGGGCUUCCCAUCCUUCCACCUGAGGGCUCAGAUGAGACCAUCCGUGUCGUAUCCAUGGACAGAGACUUCCACGUGGAGUGUUACCACUGCGAGGACUGCGGCCUGGAGCUCAACGACGAAGACGGCCACCGCUGCUACCCCCUGGAAGACCACCUCUUCUGUCACUCCUGCCACGUCAAGAGACUGGAGAAGAGCCCCUCCCCUGCAGCUCUCCACCAGCACCGCUUCUAGCCAGAGCCUCUUCCCGACCUCGCGGUGGCCUCGGGAAGCCAGCGUUGCAAAGCCAGACGUCUGCCUGCUAAUUCCGGUGGCCCCCGGCGUGGGAGGGCAGGGUGGGGACAGGCAGGUAAGUUCCUGCCGAUGCGCGGGGCGCCUCUCCUUCAGCCGGGGAGGUGAGCCCUCCCUGCCCGGUAGGUGCCACUUUCCCAGUGCCUUUCUCCGCCGCCCCGCCCUCACCGGCUUACUCAGGAAGACACUCUAGCAGGUGUUCGGUGCGUGACACCCCGAGGACCCUCCCGCCCCUCUGGGAACAGUCCGUGCCUUAGAGGGAAAAGCUUGCACUGAGCGAACUUCACAGCAUCCUCUGGGGAUCACUCUGCUGCCAGUCCAUUCGGCCCCUUCCGUGGCCCGUUCAGAAAACACCCGCCCAGCAACAGCCCCCGCUCCCCACGUCCAUGCACACAACGUGACUGCAGCCUGCACCCCAACACGCACACACACGGCAUUAUUUAAGACUUCUUCCUGCCCCAGAGACUCCGCUCUUCUGUCGAGUGGCUGCAUAUUUUAAUUGCGUUGUGGCAAGAGGGAACCGUGACCCAUGCUCCGUGCCCGAGGGAGAAUUCCCUUGGGAAACCGGAGCCGAGUUUCGGACCAAGCGAGCCGGCCUCGCCUCCCCGGACGCCGACAGAGUUUUGGGUCUUCCUGCAACCCUCCCUCGCUGCCAGGCAGCUGGGAGCCCAGGCGGACGUUUGUCCCGAUCGACAGCAGAGCGUGUCUGGGACGAGAACGCAGGGCGGGCGCCUGGCGUCCUUUGUCUUCCUGUUUGCACUGUCUUUCUCUGGAGCUCUCGAGAGUCUGGGACUUUGGAGUCGCUCCCGCAGAGGCAAGUCUCAGGAUCCCACGUGGGGACAGCUCUGCCUGUCGCAACGCAUUUCACAGGGGGUUCGGGGAAGUCUUGCCCACGUGCUGAGAGCCGGCCCCUCGUACACGCGGAGACUGUGUGUGUGUGUGUGUGUGGCAUCUCUAGCCAGCACGAGACGGAGUGCCACAGGAACACUCACCAUAUUCGUUCUCCACGGGCAUGGGCCGCAAAGAAACCCGCAGAAGGUCCACCGCUUCGGUCUGUUUCUUUUCUUGUUUUUCAUAGUUUUUCUUCCGCUUUCAAUCUUCCACAUGCACGAAAUACCUCACAGAUCAGGGCUUCGCCAAACUGCAGGAGGAGGGACUCGGCCGUCCCUCCGGGCUCGGUGAUGCCUUCGUGGGUGCGGGAGGCAUCUCCGGUCAGGGCGCUGCGGUCUUAGCUGAAGGUCGGCUGAGGGUGGAUCCGGCCGCACGGGGGCGCUACUGCCUGCUGCGUUUCAUCAAGCCGGUGCCCCCGGUGGCCAGGGCGGAGCGAGGGCCGCAGCGCGCAGGACUUCAAGGCCGCCUCUGCGCUGCGGAAGCACGGAAGCACGGUUGGUGGCCCUGCGGGUCACCCUCCUGAGGCGGACGUCAGUCUGCCUGGUGUUGCAAUGAGAAGAUGGUGUAAAAGACUUAGAAAAGAAGGUUGCCUGCCGUUUGCCCCCUCAGCCCGUGGGGAGGGGUGUGGCUGCGGGAGGGCGGCGGUCGUGCCUCUGCUGCCAGCCGGUCUGGGAGCAUUGCCCUGGCAUCCGCUCGCCGCCACCUCCCCCUCCCCCCCUCCCGGCCUCGCACCCAGGGCGUCAGGGGCCACGGAGAGUGGUCACUGGAGCCCGAGGCCCAUGAGACUCGUGGACUUUUCAGCGGGCACAGCUCCCCUUCUACGCAGUGUUUUGACUCUUUUCGGUCGCAGUUGCUGCAAGAGGCACAGAAUUGGCACCGUUGAGUUGCCUCCGAGUUCUGUUCAAUUCUUCCUGCUAGAGUCCUUUGGUCAGAUGUCGCUUGGGCCCAGGCUGCGAGCUCUUAUCGAUCCCAGGCCACAGGCAGAGGCUCCAGACGGCCUGGGGGAGCGAACCCUGGCGCCAAAACCCUCAUGUCUCAUAGAAUCGCCAGCCCGGCUCUGGCAAGGCUGGUGGGCACAUGAAGCCAGCCGACGUCUCUUAACUUUGCCAAAACCUCUCCGGCCUUCACACACCUGUGCUCUGUAUGCAAGUGGAGCAAACGGUGGAGAAAACUGUCAGAAGCAGGGAUUUGUUUGUAAAGUGGGUAACUAAUGACUUAAAAAAAAAGCCUUGGGAUUAAUUUUUUAAACGCAACGUUUUAAGUGGCCUUGAUGGACGUGAUUGAGACAUCUGCAAACGUGGUGUUUUAUACUGUUAAGGAAGAACAGUAAGAGAAUUUCCAGGCACCCUAGAAGGCCAAGCAGCAAGUUCUCUUGGUCCAGGGCCCUGGAGAGGGCACCGGUGGGAAUCUUGCACCAGCUCCGUUUCUCGGGCUCUUGUGCUAAAUCGUGAAGAGAUGUUCGCCUACGUGGUUAUGUUAAACAUUCUGUAAGCUGUUAGCCAAACAGAAUUGUAAUGGGGUUGAAUUUAUAGGCACCUAGAAAGAAGAUACAAGCACCUGGUAGACCAGGAUGAACACAUUUAUUUUAAAAG
Molecule: messenger RNA, 5223 nt
Organism: Hyaena hyaena (striped hyena)
Lineage: Eukaryota; Metazoa; Chordata; Mammalia; Carnivora; Hyaenidae
Gene: LIMD1
Product: LIM domain containing 1
Exons: 8
Coding region: 665-2683 (672 amino acids)
Biological process (GO): positive regulation of miRNA-mediated gene silencing; regulation of DNA-templated transcription; cytoskeleton organization
Cellular component (GO): adherens junction; nucleus; P-body
Molecular function (GO): transcription corepressor activity
Source: RefSeq, a predicted model, not a curated record